AUGACUGGCGUGGUAGUCGUCUUGGGUACUGAGACAAUCCACUGCGUCAACAACUUGUUGCUGCGCCAAAGACGAUUCCAUAGCGGCUGCUGUGGCAUGCGGUACGGAAGAUGCUCAGGGAAGCUUUUACGGGAUUCGGGAUCUGUCGACAAAUUUGCUGGGGUUGGAACUGCCGCCGGCAGUGCUUCCUCGGCAUCAGCGCCCUCUCCGACAACAGAAGCUCUGUGUCGCUUUAAGACGAUAGAAAGUGAACGCGGUCCAAGUCACAGCGAUCUCAAGAACUUCGCAGUCAUCGUCGAAUACGACUUAUUCGUCCAGGUCUGGACCUGGUCUUCUGGCUACCACCUAUUCCAUCACAGAGACGAGAAGAAAGCAUUAGCAUCCGUCUCCUGCGGAGAAGCCACUGUCGUGAGACUAGUAGGCGCUUUGAUGAAAGACACCGUAGCUGUAGGUGUCGUUCGACCCGGGAUCGUUUGA
Alternaria alternata is the source of this 477-nucleotide messenger RNA. RefSeq lists its product as hypothetical. Lineage: Eukaryota; Fungi; Ascomycota; Dothideomycetes; Pleosporales; Pleosporaceae. Bases 1 to 477 code for a protein of 158 amino acids. The record is from RefSeq and is a predicted model, not a curated record. The transcript has 6 exons.